Molecule: messenger RNA, 3016 nt
Organism: Hylaeus volcanicus
Lineage: Eukaryota; Metazoa; Arthropoda; Insecta; Hymenoptera; Colletidae
Product: germ cell nuclear acidic protein-like
Exons: 7
Coding region: 112-2091 (659 amino acids)
Source: RefSeq, a predicted model, not a curated record
UUUAGUUAAAAUCUUUCGUUAAAUAAAUCCACGAAACAGCUACCCUAACCAAGUUAUAACAAAAUCGGACACUAAAGGAUCAUUUUUUGUUUUUGUUCGUUUAGGAUAACCAUGAAGCUAGCCAUAGUGUUGGCAGCGUUCUGCUGCCUGGCGAUUGGAUCACUCGCGUCCCCAGUGUCGAAGGUCUCCGAGGAGAAGUCGUCGAACCAGAACGUCGUUGCGGCGGAGAGACAAGCGGUUCAACCACCUGCGGUUAGUGAAGACGAGGACGAUGACGACGACGACGAUGACGACAUCGAUCUCGAUAUCACGGGGGACGACGACGACGACGACGAUGACGACGACGAUGACGACGACGACGACGACGACGACGACGACGACGACGAUUCCGACUAUUUGGAACGCUUCAUCGAAGACAUAUUAGGAGAGGACGACGACGACGACGAGGAGGACGAAGCGGGCCCCGCGGCGCCGCAAGUUCCAGUGGCGGCGCAACCCCUGGCCCCCGCCAUUCCAGCUGCGGUCGAGGCUGAUCUGAACGCGGCCCAGGAAGCCGAAUUAGCCGCGGCCGCUGAGUCAGCCGCGGAAACUGCAGCUCUGGAGGACGAAGCGACUGGUCCCGAGGAAGACGAAGGUAACACCUUGUCCGAGGACCAAGCAGUCGCCGCCACUGCCCAAGAAACCGCCCUGGAAACAGCGGAAUCCGCCGCGAGUCCUGUUCACGUUCCCGCCGUUUCCACCAACGAGGCGGACGCGGACGACGAGGAUGACGACGACGACGACGACGAGGACGACGUCGACCUCGUCUACACCGAAGACGACGACGACGACGACGACGAUGACGACGACGACGACGACGACGAGGACGACGAUGAUGUGGACAGCAUCGCCGACAUCGCUGGCGCCAGACAAGCACGUGGUAUGCAGUCGAUACCAAGUAACGAUGUCUCAGCUAUCUACGUAGCAAAGUACAAUCGUUUCGUCGACACCAUCCUUGGGAGGAUUAACAAAAUUUUGCGCAGCAACUACGAUCCCGUAACGGUGAAACUGACUAAUCCGAAUUCGAAAACUAAAUCGAGUAAGCUGAAGAGCAAGGAUGUAACCAAGAAAAAGACCAACAAGAAUGGUUCGAAGAAAAGCACCAUGGGAACACUCGUAGCAGAAGCAGAGAAAACGAAAGAAAAAGUUCCUGAAAACACACAGGAAGUCAAGGAAUCUAUCAAAAACAUCACUUCGUCCUCGAUUAAUCUAGAGAAGGAUACAAUCGCAGUUUCCACGAGCAACGUUGCGAGCAAAUCUUCCACGAGAUCUGCGAUAAAACCCACUAAUCGGCGAACGUCUGGUUCAAACACAAGAAAGACAAAUAAAAAUCGCAUUGGGACAAAGAACAAAACAAAAAAUCAAGCUACGGUUAACAAAAAUAAGGUACAUAUCGUUUAUUUAGGCAAAUGGUGCUCUUACUCCGUACGAGACGUUCGUAUCAUCUGUUCUGAUACUCUACUGAUGCAAAUAACAGUGCGCUUGCGCGAGUUGGAAGCAACGCUAAAACACUUAAUGUUUAAUACUCCCAAUGUGGUUUCCCCUCCUAAAAUCAGAAUUGUUGAGUUCGAGUUAAGUGAAACCUUAGCGAUUCGAAUACUGCUCAAUUUGCAGACAAGGAAGAACAAACCAAAAGCACGAGCCACCCUUUACGGACUUGCUAGCCUUCAGAGAUCUGGAGAUGUGUCAGUGAACAUGAUGAGCAAUCACACCAUGAUUAAAACGAGGUUCACAUUGGGCCCUCUCAUUCUGAAGGUUGAAAAGGAAUUCGGCAGGUCUGCAAAGAAAGAACUGAGAAGUGCGACAGCCACCACUGCUGAGAUGUCUGGGAAAUUGAGUCUCCGAGUUCUUCAUGGUGGUGCUGCUACGUUGAACUCUAUUCGAGUCUUGCAACCUAAACAAGUUCGAGUGGAGAGCGCAGACGACCAUGACAGAACACGUGAGUUUGUAUGGAAGAGAUCAUCGCACAUUGCUCACUUAGUCUCAGAGAAAUUAUCAUCGGCGACGAGAUCGAUGCUGCGACCGCCACCUGCUGCAGUAGUAGUAGCUUAAGUUUUCAUCGUCGUCACAGUUAGUUUUAAUGAAUGCGCUCCACAGUACUAUACAAAUGAACAUAUUCAGAUUCUUUAAUUCAAAAUAGUUUCCUGUUACAGUACAUGUUUUUUAUUCUCUAAAUCAAAAUAGAUUCUUGGUAGAUUCGAAUUGAAGAAAUUGGAUGCGUGAAGUUUACGUAGACAUUAUUAUGUUUUGCGAAUUAAUUUAUACAUAGUAGAUGAGAAAUGCAUAUGUAUACUUUUGCAUGCCAAUUUUUAAUUGACUUUUUAAAUUUACGAGCAUACAAUGUCCAAUUCUUUGUUUAAACCGUGAUAAUAUUUGAUUUAUUAAUUUUGAAUGUAUUUAAUAUCUUUUUAUGAUAGUAUUCAUAUUGCAAUGAAUAAAUGCUCUGGUAUAAAUCUGAGGACUUAAAUAAGAGUCCAUAGAACAGUGCUAAUUCUUUUUCUUUAGAGUCGAACAAUGUGCGCUUUCAUUUUAUACUAACGUAUCCUACGGGUUAAAACUAUUUAUUUAUUUAAGUGUAUUUAUUUAUUUAUACAAAUUUCUAUACGUAUACAAAGUCUGAUACAUGUUUAAAACCGCGAUAUCUCAUCGAUGUGUAAUCUGCAUGUAAACUAUGUAAUGCUACAUGGAACAUGACAGUUAAACUUAAGUUUUAAAAAUAAAGAAAUAAUUUAAAUCAAUCAAUGUUUUGUACUACUAUUACAUUACUAUUCUAAUUAUACAUAUAUAUGUAUGUGAUAUAAAGUAAAGAAUACACAUUUUACACUUUACGCUUUACACUUUACACACUUUACACACUUCACAAUUUCCAUUUUACACUUUACAACUUCACAGCCAUUAGCUCGAUAUUACUCAUGACGAAGGACUGUUCAUCAUGAAUAAUACCGAUUACCAGGUCUCACCACGUGGAGGUUGCUGU